Messenger RNA from Clonostachys rhizophaga, 963 nucleotides. Lineage: Eukaryota; Fungi; Ascomycota; Sordariomycetes; Hypocreales; Bionectriaceae. The record is from the annotation of a GenBank genome assembly.
GACCUCAUUCUAAAUUUUGGGGGUCCGGGCGGCUCAGGUGUUGGAACACUGUUGAACAUCGCACCGCUACUCACCGACGUCUUCGGUUCGGGUGUCAACUUGAUCAGUUUCGAUCCUCGAGGCGUCAACAAUACCGGUCCUGCGCUCGACCGUUUCCCGAAUUAUUCAGCGACGAAAGCGAUCUUCGAGUCCCAAAACUAUCGCAUCAUAGCAGAUACACCAGACAACAUCGCAACCCAGUUUUACUUGGCCGAGUCCUUCGGUCGCUGGUGCGACUCGGUGAUAGGAGGUCCCAAUGGGAGGCAAACUACGGAGGCGUUCUCGGUACAACCUUUGGAGCCCCUGUUCCCUGACCGCAUCGGUCGUUUCAUCCCUGAUGGAGUGGCAGAUGGCAAGGGCUACUACGGGGGCUCUUGGAGCAAAAGCCUUAUUGACACAGACAAGGUGGUCGAAGGGCUGAUCUCCUCCUGUUUGGAUGCUGGGAAGGAGGCCUGUACUCUUUAUGAGGAUUCUUUUGAAGCUAUUGAAUAUCGUCUCUCCAACAUUCUCACUAGGCUCAAGCAACACUCGAUCCCUGUCUGGGAUCCCGCGGUUGUUGACGUGCCUGCUCUGGCUACAUUUGCAGAUUGGAGUCAAUUACCGCCUUCAGCGAACAAAACCAGUGCGCCUAUCUUGUUUAUUGGCAAUAAAGCAGAUCCUGUUACGCCACUCGUCGAGGCCCGGAGAGCAUCUACAUUCUUCCCCGACUCUGGACUUGUUGAAAUAAAUGGCAUCGGUCACACCAGCCUGGGCGCACCGUCUCAAUGCGCGUUCAAGGAAAUGCGCAAGUAUCUUUCCGGGGCAUCUCCCCUUCCGUUUGUCUCUUGCAAACCAGAUGAGGUUCCAUUUCAGAACAAGCUUGAGGGUUUGGCGCUAUUGACGGAGAUUUGGAGGCUGAAGACUUUGAGGGGUUUAGUUUUCUAG